This is a messenger RNA of Aplosporella prunicola CBS 121167, 535 nucleotides long. RefSeq lists its product as uncharacterized. Lineage: Eukaryota; Fungi; Ascomycota; Dothideomycetes; Botryosphaeriales; Aplosporellaceae. Bases 129 to 434 code for a protein of 101 amino acids. The transcript has a single exon. The record is from RefSeq and is a predicted model, not a curated record.
CACGGCCAUGGCAUGGCGUGGGCUGACCCCGCGCUGUCAUCGUCGGCGUCGUUAGAUACCUAGAUACUAGCUGGUUGCGCUUCAGGCUUCCACCGCCCUUGACUCGUCAGCGAUACGAGAAGCUCACUAUGCAUCUGCUCCACCUCACUCAUCUACACCGCUUCCAACUUCUAACCAUUCAUCUUUGGUGCAAGACUGUGUUUACUAGUUUGUUCCUGAUGCACGUCUUGUCGAUUGACACAUCCUUGAGGGCAUCCAGUACAUCUGGCCAGCCCCUUGUCAUGAUCAUGGAACGAGCUUCUAAGAAAAUUCAUUGCUUGAGCGCCAAGGAUUGUUGGAAACCAAAUAAGUGUCGAAUAAUGGCAAUAGUGCCUAAUGAUUCCGAAAUAGUAGCCCGCGUUUUGCAAAACGCGUGGCUAGGGGAUAAAGCAUAAAGUAAUACUGCGGAAACGGACUUCUCUUCCCAAGAGAAGCGCUCCUUGGGGUAUAAUACAGCGAAGAGACAAAAAUAAAUAUUCGGCUUCUCCAAGCAGGA